AUAGAUCAAAUGCUUAACGUGGGAAGUGAUCAGCAGAUUAAUCGCGGAUGGGUUUUUGACUGAGCAGUCUGAAACACGUUGUUCCCGUGUGAGCUGAACUAACAACAGUGUGGACUGCCUGACUUUAUGAAAGCGGACUCUCUCCAGCGGUUUGACUCUGCGGAAGCUCCAGCACUCAGCAAACUUCUUCCCGGGAGGAGUCUCUCCUGCUCGCCUUUGUUCGCAUCCAGCCAGCCCGCGUCUCUGAGCCGCACGCUGCCGCGCUGUGUUUAACGGAGACGCUCCCCGACGUCCGUAGGAUGUUGUAGGCCUACUAUUGAUUUCAGUGUGCCUGUUACUCCUGCGCUCCCCUCCCCUCCUCCCCUCCUCCCCAUCGCAUUCACGCUUCCCACCUCCCCUCAGCCUCUCUCGCGUCUUCCCCGGACUGCAGCAGAGAAACCGCUGCAUCGAAGAAGACAAGAAAGCAGAAAUCUCGGCGCGAUGCCUCCGAUCUCCGCUGCUGUGUAGAGACACCAGGGAGACUCCCCCGGCGCGGUGCGAUGCGUCUGCUCCUCCGCAGAUUGCUCAUGGUCUCUUCUGCUGAGCUCUGACACACUGAGGAUCUUUCCAUUUUGGGAUCAACUGUCUCCAUUUCAGCACUGUCUAACUACUCCCAUCCAAUGGAAUUAGACAUCAUUACUUAAUCAUUUCCAGUUUCCUGGCAGCCGACUGGCUUUUCAGCACUAAUAAACUGCCUUAAGUCUUGCACCGUUUGGGAUUAGAAAACCAGAAAGAAAGAGAGAAUAGUUAAUUUACAUUUGUAGCACCUGUUGGAAUAAGUAUUGAUAGAGCUGCACUGAAAGGCUUUUAGUGCUGUCUAACCUUGUGCCAAGAUGGAUGAAACACAUAACAACAGGACUUCCUUGGUUAAAGGAGCCAAGGACAUCGCUAAAGAAGCCAAGAGGCAAGCUUCCAAAAAUUUCAGCAAAGCUGUUGAUCGUGCCUCAGAUGAAUACUCAGUCCAUCGCAGCUACAACCGUUUCCAGAAUGAGGAUGAAGAAGAGAACAACUACAAUACUUACGCUCAUCAAGACGGUCUCUAUGCUGACAACGCAGCCAACGACGAGGACGGGGCCUCUAGCGACGCCACGGAGGGCCACGACGAUGAAGAUGAAAUCUACGAGGGGGAGUACCAAGGUGUGCCUGCCUACAAUGAUGGGAAGUCGCGGGACGGUCAGGUGGCUCUGGGACAGCCGGUUUCUGACAGCCUGAAGAGCCGCAAGGAGCUAGAAAAUGAGAGACAGGCAGACGAGGAGGAGCUCGCCCAGCAGUACGAGCUGAUCAUGCAGGAGUGCGGCCACGGGAGAUUCCAGUGGCAGCUGUUCUUUGUGCUCGGGCUGGCGCUCAUGUCAGACGGCGUGGAGGUGUUCGUUGUGGGUUUUGUCCUGCCCAGUGCUGAGACAGACAUGUGCGUCCCCAACUCUGGUGCCGGAUGGCUCGGUAGUAUUGUGUACCUGGGGAUGAUGUUCGGAGCCUUUUUCUGGGGCGGCCUGUCGGACAAGGUGGGCCGUAAACAGUGCCUGCUGAUAUCCAUGUCUGUCAAUGGCUUCUUCGCGUUCCUGUCCUCCUUCGUCCAGGGCUACAGUAUGUUCCUCUUUUGCCGCAUGGUGUCUGGCUUUGGGAUUGGUGGAGCAGUACCAAUAGUAUUCUCGUACUUUGCGGAGGUGUUGGCUCGGGAGAAGAGAGGAGAGCAUCUGAGCUGGCUGUGCAUGUUCUGGAUGAUAGGAGGGAUUUACGCCUCGGCCAUGGCCUGGGCCAUCAUCCCACACUAUGGCUGGAGUUUCAGCAUGGGCUCAGCCUACCAGUUCCACAGCUGGAGAGUGUUUGUGGUGGUGUGUGCGCUGCCGUGUGUCUCUGCAGUGGUGGCUCUCACUUUUAUGCCUGAGAGCCCUCGCUUCUACCUGGAGAUGGGUAAACAUGACGAGGCCUGGAUGGUGCUCAAACACAUCCAUGACACCAACAUGAGGGCCCGUGGAGAGCCGGAGAGAGUCUUCACUGUGAACAGGAUAAAAAUCCCCAAACAGCUGGACGAGCUGGUGGAGAUGCAGAAUGAGUCAGCCAACCCUGUGCUCAAGGUCCUCUUCAAGAUCAAAGCUGAGCUCAGAGGAAUCUGGUUGACUUUUAUGAAAUGCUUCAACUACCCAGUGAAAGACAACACUGUAAAACUGGCUGCAGUCUGGUUUACUCUGUCUUUCGGGUUCUACGGGCUCUCUGUGUGGUUCCCGGAUGUCAUCAAGCACCUUCAGGCCGACGAGUACGCCUCCAGAGUGAAGAUUCACAACAACGAACGCAUCGAAGACUUCACCUUCAACUUCACCCUGGAGAACCAGAUCCACCGGAACGGGGUCUUCCUCAACGACAGGUUUAUCAGCAUGAAGUUCAAGGCGGUCACGUUCAUCGACUCGUCUUUCCUCAACUGCUAUUUUGAAGAUGUCUCCUCCAUCGGAUCCUUCUUCAAAAACUGCACCUUUGUGGACUCAUUCUUCUACAACACAGAUAUUGACGACACCAAACUCACGAAUUCAAGGGUGAUCAACAGCUCCUUCCACCACAACAAGACAGGCUGUCAGAUGACGUUCGACGAUGAUUACAGCGCCUACUGGGUCUAUUUUGUCAACUUCCUGGGAACGCUGGCUGUGCUGCCCGGAAACAUCGUCUCUGCCCUCCUCAUGGACAAAAUAGGACGCCUUAGCAUGUUAGGAGGCUCCAUGGUGCUGUCAGGCAUCAGCUGCUUCUUCCUGUGGUUCGGCACCAGCGAGUCCAUGAUGAUCUUCAUGCUCUGCCUCUACAAUGGCCUCAGCAUCUCUGCCUGGAACUCCCUGGACGUGGUCACCACCGAGCUGUACCCGACAGACAGGAGGGGCACGGGCUUCGGCUUCUGUAACGCCAUGUGUAAGCUGGCCGCCGUGCUGGGCAACCUCAUCUUUGGCUCGCUGGUUGGCAUCACCAAAGCGAUCCCCAUCCUGCUGGCAUCGUCUGUGCUGGUUAGCGGUGGGCUGGUGGGGCUCCGCCUGCCAGACACACGCGCCAACGUCCUCAUGUAAACCUCAACACACACGGAGCAGUUGUGUGUUGUUUACCAGGUGUUUACUCGCUUUCCUGAUUAACCGAUCACAUAUGGACUGCGAUUUGUUUGGGUAUCACUGGAACAAGCUGCUUGCUGUCAUCCCUCUGGUGUUUAUUAUUUGAUAAAUAAUGCUGAAUACACUCACGACCACAAAUACAAGACAAGUGGUUGUUACUCUUGUUAUUUCAGAGUAAAAUACCUGGUAAAUAACCAAUGAUAAUGAAAUGCAGUUUAACUUGGCAAUGAGCUGUAGAUAUAAGGAGUUUGCAGGAAUUCAAGAUGAAAAAAGUGACCAUCAGUGGCGGGAAAAGUAAAAUCUGCAGCUCUUUAUCUCCCGUGUGCUGUUUCACACGUGCAGCACACAAAUGCAUGUGUCAAAGCUGCAAAAGGCUUGGACUUCCGCCUCUAAAUCCUGCUCAGUCCUCCUCAAAUCAAACGAAUACUUUGACAUUUUGGGAAAUAAAGAUAAAUACACCAGCCAUCAGGUUAGCUUAGCCUAAAGACUGGAAGCAUCUCUAAAGAUCCCUCAUUGACAAGUCGUAUGUUGUUCGCGCCUGUUUUUGUGGUAUGGAUUAAACGUCUGAGAUGUAGCGUGUUAAACAGUGAACUUUAGAGGUGCUUGUAGGUGGGUUUGAUGACCUCCAAACUGAACCAGGUGAGCUGUUCCAGUCUUUGUGCUAAGCUAAGCUGUUAGCUGUGUGAGUGCGGUAUUGAUCUUCUCCUGUAACUCCCUGCCAAGAAGUGUGUGCAGUUUAUCAAAAAUGUCAAGCUAUUCCUUCAAACACGUUUGUGUGUGCUUACGCUCGUUUGUGUGUACGUCUGUAUAUUUAGUCAUUUAUGUUAUUUACUGCUUCCCCAGCGCGCUUUAGUGUGUGUAGGCCGGAAACUGAAGGCGCUUUCGGCCUCUUGUUUCAGCAUCCCGCUAUAGCGUUGACGACGUUCAAGCCUUUCGCUGCAACGUGCGAGACUGACAUGGCCGCAGAAGAAAAUAGCCACCGACGAUAGCGUAGCGUAGUCACAACCGGCCACGCCAGCAGCUACAUUUCUAAAGUGAAAAGAAGUUUACAUUUUCUGCUUUUUACAGUCAGAGACUUUGGAGAUCGGAAACCUUUUUGUCCUUCCCGUCUCCCUCUCUCGUGUGUCUGUGUUGCGUUCGUCUCGUGGCGCCGGGCUCGCCGUGACGGGCUUCGCUCUCCGUUGCUGUCGAGAAGAAUUUAUACUGUGCUGUUGUGGUCUUCUCCUUGUUUCUGUCUCUCUCUCUGCGUACCCGUCUCACUGUCUCGGCUUCCUCCUCGUGUCUCCCAUCGAGUCUUGUCCUCGCGCUCUGCUUAUCCCCUCCUGCCUGGCUGCUGCUGCUGCUGCUGCUGCUCCCUCCGAAACUCGAAGGCCUUUCUCUAAUGUCGUGCCUCUUUCUCCGUCCAUUGAGCCCGUCUCUCCUUCCAAACCUCGCUGGAAGCUUUGCUGCUCUGUCCUGCUUUUUCUUACUCAUCUCUUGAUACUGCAGUGUGUAUCUAUGUGUGUGUGAGAGAGAGAGAGAGUGUGUGUGUGAAGAUAAAAUGGCCAUCUGAUGUGUAGAAAGUCCAGUUUUGAUUUGUUUUUCUAUGCCAAGGAGCCGGCAGGGGCUUGGAGGAUUUGAACUACAUGAUAAAGUGAAAAUAAAAGCCAUGCUUAAAGGAUCAGUUCACACCCCUCCC
Scatophagus argus is the source of this 4800-nucleotide messenger RNA. Its product is annotated as synaptic vesicle glycoprotein 2C-like. Gene Ontology annotation, biological process: transmembrane transport; chemical synaptic transmission. Gene Ontology annotation, cellular component: membrane. The coding region runs from base 873 to 3083 and encodes 736 amino acids. The record is from RefSeq and is a predicted model, not a curated record. The transcript is spliced from 13 exons. Gene Ontology annotation, molecular function: transmembrane transporter activity. Lineage: Eukaryota; Metazoa; Chordata; Actinopteri; Scatophagidae.